Molecule: messenger RNA, 4400 nt
Organism: Amaranthus tricolor (Joseph's coat)
Lineage: Eukaryota; Viridiplantae; Streptophyta; Magnoliopsida; Caryophyllales; Amaranthaceae
Product: DExH-box ATP-dependent RNA helicase DExH6-like
Exons: 14
Coding region: 246-4034 (1262 amino acids)
Cellular component (GO): intracellular anatomical structure
Molecular function (GO): ATP binding; RNA binding
Source: RefSeq, a predicted model, not a curated record
CAAUUGGUUUCCUAACCUAGUUUCUAAAAAACAAAAUUAAAAUCAAGGGUUAGGGUUUGCACUUCGCAUCAUUCUAAAGCCGGCGAAACCUCACAUUUCCCCUCCAAACCCCUCUUUCAAAAGCGCAUAAGCACCAUUGUUGUCACAUUCCUUUCUCUCUCUUUUACCAUUUGUUAACACCAUAAUUUGCUACCCAAAAUCUUACCUGUUCAACUUUCUCAUUUUUCUUCAAUAAUCGAGAUAAAAUGACGACGAAAUCGAAAACGGCGCUCAAAAAGGAGCAAUCAUAUCAUCGUAUGAAGAAUAAACACACUGAGAAUGUUAGUGAAGCUACGCGGAUUAAUAUUUCUAAAGCUAUUAGAGAUUUUCGUGCUUCUAAUGAUCAAGUUUAUACUUUUGAAGCUAACUUGACCAAUUGUCAACGUGCGGCUGUUCAUCAUAAGUGUCGUAAAAUGGGUCUGAUUUCCAAAAGUGCUGGGAAAGGAGACAAUCGGCGUGUUUCUGUGUACAAAUCCAAGAAAAAAUCAGAUUGCUUGCACAAUAAGAAAAAAACAGAUUGCUUGCACAAUAAGAAAAAAUCAGAUUGCUUGCUCAAUAGGGAGAAUCAGAAUCCUGUAAUAACAUUUUCCGAAGCAUCUAAAAGGGUCCUUAUGGACUUAUUUAUUCGUCACCCACCCAGUGAGGAUGAAGUAGGGAACCAAAAGUUUAAUGAACCUACUUCCAAGACUCCAGACUCGCAUGCACGGCAUCGAAAUGACUCUAUAUUUCGUAUACCUUUAAUGAAGGAAGCAGAAAUAGCGAAGAACAUGGAGCUGCUUGCAAGCAAAAUAAAGAGUAAUUCAAAACUGAAAGAGAUUUCUGUGAAAAGGACUAAGCUUCCUAUAGCAAUGUUUAAGGAUACUAUUACGUCAACAAUUGCAACUCAUCAGGUGGUGCUCAUAUCUGGAGAGACAGGUUGUGGCAAAACUACACAGGUUCCUCAAUAUCUCUUAGAUUACAUGUGGGCUGGGGGCAAGGCUUGUAAAAUAGUCUGUGCACAACCACGACGAAUUUCAGCUAUUUCAGUUGCUGAAAGGAUAUCAUCUGAACGAGGAGAAAACAUUGGGGAAAGUGUGGGGUACAAGAUACGAUUGGAGACCAAAGGUGGAAGACAUUCAUCUAUUUUAUUUUGCACAAAUGGAGUCCUAUUAAGGCUCCUUGUUUCCGGGGCGUCUAAUGGUUCCAAAUCAAGAGCAACAAAUUUUUCUGAGAUCACCCACAUUAUUGUGGAUGAGAUUCAUGAAAGGGAUCGAUACUCUGAUUUUAUGCUUGCAGUUCUCAGAGACUUGCUUCCAAACUAUCCAAAUUUGCGCCUGGUGCUUAUGAGUGCUACGCUUGAUGCAGAACGAUUUUCUCAAUACUUUGGUGGCUGCCCGAUCAUCCGUGUGCCUGGAUUUACUCAUCCUGUCAAAGCUUUCUACUUGGAGGAUAUUCUGUCCAUAUUGAUAUCCAAGAAGAAUCACCUAAAUUAUGCUUCAUUAGAUAACUCGAAUGAAGUUGAUGGCAGAAUGAGUGAGGAGUCCUGUGUAGCCUUAGAUGAGGCAAUUAAUAUGGCUAGUUCAAAUGAAGACUUUGAUCCUCUCUUAAAAUUAAUUUCUUCAGCAGGAACUUCUAAAGUUUUGAAUUACCAGAAUUCUUCAACUGGAGUGACCCCUUUAAUGGUUUUUGCGGGCAAGGGGAGAGUUGGUGAUAUAUGCACACUUCUUUCCCUGGGUGCAGACUGCCAUCUGAAGGCACAUGAUGGAAGUACUGCUUUAGAUUGGGCCAAGCGUGAACACCAACCUGAAGCUGAAGAAAUUUUAAUGAAGUACAUGGUAGAUAACUCCCCAAACUUAGUGGAAGAGCAACAGCUGGUUGAGGAUUAUAUCUCAACCACCAAUCCUGAAUUUAUUGAUGUUGUCAUAAUAAAGAAGUUGCUAAGUAAGAUAUGUAUGGAGUCAGAGAAGGGAGCUAUCCUUAUUUUUCUUCCAGGAUGGGAAGAAAUAAAUAGGACCCGAGAGUGUUUAUUGGCCGAUCCAUUUUUUAAUGACUCUUCGAAGUUUCGAAUUAUUACUCUUCACUCUAUGGUUCCAGCAGCUGAGCAAAAGCUUGUAUUUAAGCUGCCACCUCGAGGGUGCCGGAAAAUCAUUCUCUCUACUAAUAUAGCUGAAACUUCUAUUACUAUUGAUGAUGUUGUCUACGUGCUCGAUAGUGGUCGAUUAAAGGAAAAAAAUUAUGAUCCAUAUAAUAAUGUGUCAACACUACAAUCUUCUUGGACUUCAAAGGCUAGUGCUAAACAAAGAGAGGGACGUGCUGGUCGCUGCCAGCCUGGAGUCUGUUAUCAUUUUUAUUCAAAACUGCGAGCUGUUUCACUUCCAGAGUUCCAAGUGCCUGAAAUAAAGAGGAUGCCGAUUGAGGAGUUAUGCUUGCAGGUCAAGUUGAUUGAUUCAAGUUGCAAAAUUCAAGAGUUUUUGAAGAAAACAUUAGACCCUCCUGUACCUGAGACAAUAAAAAACGCUGUCACCAUCCUCCAAGAAAUUGGAGCUCUGUCUCCCAAUGAGCAAUUGACAGAAUUAGGGAAAAAAUUGGCUUCUUUACCUGUGCAUCCUCUAACUAGCAGGAUGCUUUUCUUGGCUAUCUUGUUGAACUGCCUGGACCCAGCCUUGACGCUUGCAUGUGCAGCUGAUUAUAAAGACCCCUUCAUUUUACCUCCGUCACCAGAUAUAAGAAAAAGAGCUAUUCAAGCUAAACAGGAGAUUGCUUCAUUAUAUGGGGGACAGAGUGAUCAACUGACACUCCUUGCCGCAUUCGAUUGCUGGCGGUCUGCAAGAGAGAGAAAUCUAGAAGCAUGGUUUUGUAAGACAUACUAUGUCUCAUCAACCACCAUGAGAAUGUUGUCUGGUAUGCGUAUACAACUUCUGAAUGAGCUUAUCAGAACUGGAUGUGUUUCAGAUGAUGUGUCUAAAUGUAGUAAGAAUGCGAAGGAGCCGGGUAUAAUUCGUGCAAUUCUUGUUGCUGGCAUGUAUCCGAAGGUAGGAAGACUGCAUCCUCCUAGCAGGAAUCGUAAAAAGCUCAUUGUGGAGACUUCUGAGGGUGAUAAAGUUUUUUUGCAUUCUCAAUCAAUUGCCUCAAAAAUACAUAUUGAGAAACCUGAUGAGCCUCCUCUACUUGUAUAUGAUGAGGUAACUCGAGGAGAUAUGGGUUUGCACACCAGAAACUGCACAAUCAUCAAUCCACUUCCUUUGAUAUUACUUGCAAAAGAAAUUGUUGUGGCACCGGUGUCUACAAGGGACAAUGGCGAAGAUCCGGAUGAUAGUGGCAGUGAUGCUGCUGGAAUCGAAGAUAUGGAUGUUGAAAUGGAGGACUCUAAUAAAAUGGAUAAAAAGGGAGAGAAGGUCAUGUCAUCACCUAAGAAUGUUGUUACAUUGAUUGUUGAUCAUUGGCUUCCCUAUAAAUGUACCGCCCUUGAAGUUGCUCAAAUUUACUGCUUGAGAGAGCGGUUAUCUGCAGCCAUCCUUUUCAAAGUAUCAAAUCCGAGAGAGGUUCUUCCACCAGCUCUGGGGUUAUCCAUUUAUGCAAUCGCAUGCCUUUUUGCUUAUGAUGGGAUGAAGGGAAUAAAUUCACCGUUUUCUGAAUCUGUGGAAACUUUGACUUCAAUGGUGGAUAAUACUGAAAUUGACAACUCUUCCUCAGUGAAGAAAGAUGUAUAUCAGGCUCCGACUCCGAGUGGACCCCUUCUUUCCCUAUUUUAUGAUGAGAUGUCAGUUCGACCUCUGCAUGAUGUUCCAUCACCAUUGCAAGGAAGUUUUGAACCAGGGGAAGAGCAGAAUUCCAUGCCAAUGGCUGGGGUUGGAGCUCCAGCAGUAACAGGGCAAGAUUUGCCUCAGUUAAGAUAUGUACCAUGUGAGCCAACACCAGGCGCGCCAGUGCCAUGUGAGACAACAAAAGUCUCAGCCAAAAAACGACGACGUGCAAACAAAGGUGUUAAGAAAGAUAUUCUAGAAGGUAAUCCGUGAUGUUUAAAUGGUACUUCAGCUGAAGUGUUUUAGUGGGCCUGAGUCUGCGAGUUGAUUGACACCUACCGGUUUUCGAUGUACUUUGGGCGCUACAUUUAGCGAGGCUUUCUGUUUGAGAGUGCUUCGGACAAUGGGCAAGGGCAUUAUACGUUCUUGUUGAUCUACUGAUGUUACGGCAAGGAUCCUGACCAAGAUGUUCAUAAUUUUGUUGUUUGUAUAGGGUGUAUGACUACUACAAUAGAGCUGAAAUUUGAUCUAUCUUUUACUAUUACUUUGAUUAUUAUAGAUCAAAGUAGGUUUCCCCACAAUAAUAUUGCUAAAGAGCUUGUAACUUUAUUGUUUGAAAAGUUUUUCUCGAUUAGCAAA